AGAAGUUGAACUUAGUCUAAGCUACUAAAAUCUAAGGGCGUCGAGUACAAUACAGUACUCCGCACGUACCAAGAAAAUAAAAACUGGACAAGACUCUUCCUUGCCCGCCCUUGCUUUACCUCGGUGUCAAUUGAUGGUGACGAGGAUAAUCGUUGGUGCUGUACAGGUGGGAGGGUCUCUUUUCCUUUCACUGCAUGCGUCUCUGCCCAACCCUUUGCGUUCGCUCGGCGCAAUGUUUCUCGUCCUGCACCGUCUUUUCCUUGACUGGCACAACCUCGACUGCUCGCCUCUGAUUCGCCUUGUGCUCGGGCUGGCGAAUCAGAGCCGGGCAAUGGACAUGCACGACAAGGCCAGAUUCUGCCAGCACUGCGGACGGCGCUUGCUCCCAUUGGAGCCAUCAGCCUUCUGCAGAACGAGCGGCCUGCACGAUGUGAUUCGCAAGUCAGCCGUUCCGCAACCCGGCUUAUCGAGCACCAGAUGUCCGUUCACCAGGCAAGUCGACUUCUUUUUUUUCGCGCAUAUCUGCUCCCCCAUUCUUGCUAGCUUUGGCCCUUUGGAGGAGCGAGUGCAUCCAUCCAGCCAAGUUCCUUUUUUCGGCCAAGUUGCGCUCCGUAUUUUGCACCACUCGCAGCACACACAGCCUCUUUGGUCUCAACAUAAUCCCCCUUUCAGCAUGGAAGGAUUCGGGGCCAGUUCUUGCUUCGUUCUUUGGUGCUGGCAGUCAAUGUCACUGAACAUUGGCAACAUGCUGCUCCCAUUCUUGUCCACUUCGGACAUUUGUCAAGGAAACACCAAAACAAUUGGUGUCAUCUAUGAAGCUACCUAGACGGAUAUUUAAGCGCAGUUCGCUUUUAGCAUAAGGAAUAAUUUGAGUUCGUCAUACAGAAAUAAAAGAAUACGGGCACUAGCCACAUUUACAUUGCCGUCUUGACAAGAGUUGGCCUCUGCCUCAACAGCAGUUGUCGUGUUUGGAUUGUGAGCGUAUCGGGUC
This is a messenger RNA of Lasiosphaeria miniovina, 991 nucleotides long. RefSeq lists its product as uncharacterized. The coding region runs from base 134 to 826 and encodes 230 amino acids. The record is from RefSeq and is a predicted model, not a curated record. NCBI's taxonomy places the organism in Eukaryota, Fungi, Ascomycota, Sordariomycetes, Sordariales, Lasiosphaeriaceae. The transcript has a single exon.